CGUUUGACGGGCUUUCGAUUGUGUGGCCUGGGAAUAUACGUCACUGAGCGCGAGCGGCAACGUUCAAACACAGAGGAAGAGCGGAGCUCGAGGCGGCCAGAAGCGGGCCGGACCGUGACGCGAAGCAAUGGCCGGGACGAAGAUCCACGACGAGCAGAGCUUAAACCUGUACAUGCAGGAAUUCCGGACGAAAUUUAUCAACAGUAACGACGACGUCACCAUCCAGGAAAUAAAGGAUCCGUACAAAGAAUCAUUGAAAAAAUUAACAGAUGUCUGGUCCAAAAAAUAUAGAGAAGGAGAGCUGAUGACUGACAAGGUCCUGGAAUUUAGAAAUGAAAUCAGUCUGCAGAACAAACGCGUCGAGGAAAAGCAGGAGCAAAUUUUACAAGAGAUUGAAAAAAUAAAAGAAAACGAAAGUACGCACCGAGAUUUGACCGAGCACAUCGAGAAGUUAAAGGAAGAAUUACAUCGGAAAAGAGAGCUGGCCUUGGCUAACAAAAAAGCCAAUAAGGACAGGCUAAAGGAACUACAAAAAUCGGCAACUUUGUUCAAGGAACGUCUUGGGCUCGAGAUCCGGAAACUGAGAGGCGAUAAACUGCAGUUUGUCUUCAGAUGCAUUAACCCCAAAGACCUGGAUGAGCCAUAUUCCUGCAUCAUUUUCUUUAAUGAGGAUGGAGAGUAUGAAGUUACAGGGUGCGACCCCCCGCUGGACUGCAUUGCCGAAUAUCAGCAAAAAGUGCGAGAAACCAAGAACUUCUCAGCCCUUCUCGCCAACCUCAGAAAGGCGUUCACUGCAUUAAGUUCCCAAGGAAAAUAAGUCCUGCCUGUAACGACCGUAGAUCGGCCCUUUCUGUGGCCCACGGCUGGGAGAGUGUAUGGAGAAACUGUCCUGCGAUAAAGGUAUUGUCCAUUCGGCAUUUACACGACGCGAGCCGAUUCCCUGACGUUUUAGGGGAAACCGCUUUCUCCAUCCCGCUAAGUUUUUCAACAUUUUGUAUUUAUAAUGUCUGUAGCCUAUUCUUGUUAUUAUUGAUAUCAUUAAACUUACCUAUUU
Molecule: messenger RNA, 1054 nt
Organism: Spea bombifrons (plains spadefoot toad)
Lineage: Eukaryota; Metazoa; Chordata; Amphibia; Anura; Pelobatidae
Gene: SPC25
Product: SPC25 component of NDC80 kinetochore complex
Exons: 7
Coding region: 128-817 (229 amino acids)
Biological process (GO): chromosome segregation
Cellular component (GO): Ndc80 complex
Source: RefSeq, a predicted model, not a curated record